UUCAACCGUCAGGAAAAAGAAUAUUCAAUCCAUUAUUAUUAUUAUUUUAAUUAUUCUGAGAGGACCUUAAUAAACAAUUGUAUUAACAUACUUCAAAUGGCCAAAAAAAAAAAAAAGAGAGGAAAAACAUACAAAAAGAAAAAAUGGGGAUUUUUUGAUGGUUGGAUAUUCAAAUGUGUAUUUUGUAGUUCAGAUUCCCCACCAAAAAAGAAAAAAGGAAGCUUCCUGCGGUUCAGGGAAAUUUAACGGUAUGUCUUAACGGCGUCAGGUUGAGACACGAACAGAGCCAGACACAGACACAGACACAGACACAGACACAGAAACCCCCACUGACAAAUCUCCUGUGUUUCUGUUUCGGUCGCCUUCAGAAAUCUAGCUGGUAAUCGGAAGAAGAGAGAGAGAGAGAGAGAGAGGAGAAUGGAACAAUGGAUACUGUCGACUUCCCUGGAGGCGGUAGCGGAGAAGCUGUUUUCAGGAGAUUUCAUGGAGUGGAUGGGGGGGAGAAAAGGAGGGGCGAACAUGGAGGAAAUGAGCAAGAAUUUGAAGUUUUACUUGCUGGCGGCUAAGAGCUUGUACUAUGAUGCUGAAGAGAAGCACAUCACCAGCUCCGACGGGAAGGCUUUGGUUGAUGAGCUGCAGGAGCUUCUGUACGACGGAGAGGACGCCCUGGAGACGAUCGAUAUUCAUGGCAUCCAAUCCAAACAGAGAAAGGAACACGGCAGCAGCGCGACUCAGAACAUGUUUGGUUUGAAAGAAAGCGCUGAAACUAUUAGACCUCUCCGGAGGAUACCCUCAACAACCUCUUUUGCUGAGGAAUCUAAGCUUUAUGGUAGAGAUUCUGAUAUUGAGGCCAUUGUUGGUUGGUUGCUCUCUGAUGAUGAUGCUGACGCUGAUGACUGUAGCACUAAGUUUGCACUCAUAGUGGGCCCUGAUGGGAUUGGCAAGUCUGCUCUUGCUCAAUUCAUUUUUUCUGAUGAUCGAAUUAACGCCCACUUUGACCUUCUGCUCUGGGUCCCUGUGUUAGAUGACUUUGAUGCUCUGAGAAUGAGUAGAACACUUUUGGAGGGGCUCAUUUGCCAACCUCCCUGUAAUCCGAUGGAGGAGGAGGAUGCAUCCCGACUUCAAGCUAGAUUGAAGGAUGCUUUGGCCGGCAAGAAUUUCCUACUUGUUCUGGAUUCUAAUUGCCACCGCAAUCCCUUUGAUCCCCAUGCCUUGGGGAUUCUCUCUGAGUUUGGAGGUAGUCGGAGUAAGAUCAUUAUGACCGCUUCCACAUGUCCUGAACCUGUGCUGAUGCGUACCUUCACAAUUAUUCACCACCUCAACCCCAUUUCUCAUGAUGAAGAUUGCUGGAAGCUAUUCGCCGAGCGCAUCUUUCAUGGCGUCGCCACAUUCUCACAUUUUCCUCAGUAUCUGGAAAUAGUUGGCAAAAGGCUUGUUAGCAAAUGCCAAGGCAAUCCCUUCGCAAUCAAAUUGAUGGGCUGCAUUUUGCGGCUUGAACGCAAUCCCGAGGAAUGGGACAGGAUUCUAAGCAGCCCAAUAUGGAAGCUGUCUGAAAGGGAGAGUGAUAUUCUUCCUGCUCUAUGGUUCAGCUACCUUUCCCUUCCUCAACAUCUCAAGCGAUGCUUUACUCACUGCUCAAUAUAUCACUGUGGUUAUGAAUUCCAGAUGCAAGACUUAAUCUCCUUGUGGAUGGCAGAAGGGCUUCUGGAACCUCAAAAUGGGAAGACCAUCGAACAAGUUGGGGAAGAGUACUUCCAUGAUCUGAAAUCGAGGUCCUUGAUCCAUCAAUCAAGACAAAACGAAUCCUAUUUCACCAUGCACUGCCUUGUGAACAAUUUGGCUACAUCGCUGUCAGGACAGUUCUGUUUGAGGCUGGAGAACAAUAGCUCCUUCACCCCUGUGCGCAAGACUCGUCAUCUGUCCUAUAAGAGACAAGAGAUUCAGGACGUCAAGAAAUUUGAGGCUUUGUCUGAAAGCAAGCGCCUGCGCACAUUCCUGCCUUUGGGACCCAUGGAGGACAACAAAACAUUCAAAUGGGACCGCUCGGCGCUGACAAGGUUGUUCCAAAUUCUGACAUACUUGAGAGUGCUUUCUCUGUCCAUGUAUCCUAUCACCCAGUUGCCCGAUUCCAUUGGCAUGUUGAAGCAUCUAAGAUACUUGGACUUGUCUUAUACUCAAUUGCAAGCGAUACCUGAUGUAGUUUGUACUUGGGUUAACCUGCAGACUUUACUAUUGGUAUGCUGUACCGCUCUUGCUCGACUGCCAUCCCUUAUGAGGCACCUAACCAAGCUACGCCGCCUUGACACUACAGGCACACCUCUGGUGGAGAUGCCACUGCACAUGUCCGCUUUGAAAGACCUGCAGACGUUAACCAAUUUUGUUCUGGGCAAGGGUAAUGGAUCUGGCAUCAAGGAGCUUCAGAAUCUUCAAUUGUGUGGAAGACUUUGUAUUACAGGGCUCCAAAAUGUUAUCGUUGAGGAUAUUUUGCAGGCCAAUUUAGAGGGUAAGUUGCAGCUAACCGAUAUAAGUUUCAAAUGGGAUGGUCCAGCUGACAAUUCAGAAAUUGAACUUCAAGUCCUUGACAACCUCCGGCCUCCCAGAAAGGUGGAGAAAUUAUCUGUCUGCUCUUAUCAAGGUACCAGAUUUCCUGAAUGGUUUGGAAAUGCUUCUUUUACAAAUUUAUACUGCAUCUGUUUAAGCGAUGGUGAAAACUGUUUUCAAUUGCCUUCGCUUGGCCAGUUACCUUUUCUCAUAGAGCUCUACAUUAAGGGGUUUGGUAAGUUGGCAGUCAUAGGCAAGGAGUUUUAUGGUUCGGCAGCAAAUCCGUUUCCUUCCUUGGAAGUUUUACACUUUGGCGAUAUGCCAGAAUGGCAAGUAUGGUUGCUUCCGGGAGGUGGAGCUUUCUCUCGCCUUAGAGAUCUUUCUAUGAUAGAGUGUCCCAAAUUAACUGGCAGCAUACCUAAUACGAAAGGUACACCCAGCAUUGAGGGAUGCCCUGGAUUACAGAUUUGAUGAGCCUGUAUAUUGGCGAGCCUGCGUAUCUGGAGAUUUCUGAUGAGAGGCAACUUCCCACUUCCCCCCACUUUGACUUUUCUUGGUCUUAUGUUUUAGGAACCUUCUCCAUUUCUGAGAAUUUGCUGGCGAAGGAAGGGCCUCCUGCUUCUCUUUCUUAAUUGGACUUUAGACUGAUCUUUCAUGCUAUAGCUGCAGCGCCUGACAGUGGAAGAGGAAGUUGUGCUCAUGACUGGUCCCUUGCAUUGUUUACAGGUUGACAGAUGCAUGAGCUGAGAUUGUGCGGCUUUGUCCUCUCCAGUUUUCCUCAGUUUGUUCUCUUUUCCACUAUUUUUAGUUUCCUAAUGGGUUUUGGUUUGACCUAUAGUUUUCAAAGUUUAGAUUAAGUAGUAGCAGAUGUGAAUCUAAAAUUGAUUACUUGUUAAUAAACUUAUUCUUCAUUAUUCCUUUUU
Molecule: messenger RNA, 3464 nt
Organism: Ziziphus jujuba (common jujube)
Lineage: Eukaryota; Viridiplantae; Streptophyta; Magnoliopsida; Rosales; Rhamnaceae
Product: putative disease resistance RPP13-like protein 1
Exons: 2
Coding region: 418-3012 (864 amino acids)
Biological process (GO): defense response to other organism
Molecular function (GO): ADP binding
Source: RefSeq, a predicted model, not a curated record